Messenger RNA from Penicillium diatomitis, 786 nucleotides. RefSeq lists its product as uncharacterized. Lineage: Eukaryota; Fungi; Ascomycota; Eurotiomycetes; Eurotiales; Aspergillaceae. Bases 1 to 786 code for a protein of 261 amino acids. The transcript has 5 exons. The record is from RefSeq and is a predicted model, not a curated record.
AUGUGGAUCAUUGCGACGUCCAUUGAUCUAAAUAACAAAGCAACGAGUAGCGGGGAAGACAUAUGGGACUGGUUCUGCACCGAAAACACUUGGGAACAGCUUUUCUCUCACACCAAUAGUUACGCCCGAUUAUGCCGUCUGCAGAAAUGGGGGCUUUUUUUGAUCGCCAUUGGCAUUGUUAUUAAUCUCGUGAUUCUGCUCGUCUACGGCAUUGGCGCAUACGGUGUCUGGUUCGAACGGCGCCUCCUGGGGGCCGUGAAUGGUUGCGGCCUAACUUAUUCGGAAAGAGAAUUGAAAGGUGAUGAAGAUUUUGACCGUAUCGAUGGCUGGAAGGGUUUGUCCACGACCCAACAAGCGGCUGUCCGCAGAGCCCUCACAGAACGCCACAUUCCAGAUGAGGACUGGAAGGGCGAUGUUGAGUGCAAUCGGCCAGGCAAGCGAGGCUUCCGUCUUCCUAAGAAGAACGCGGGUGCUAAGAAAGACGCGGACGAAUAUUCCCAGUCCAGUGAGGCUGAAGCUGGCGAGAGAACCAAAAUGACUGCUCGUGCUAAGAAGGCUACCGAUGAAAAAGACAACAUUGGGAAAUCCCGAAAGCUUAAGCCACAUACCCGUGGCGGGAAGCCGGAGAAGAAGCCAAUGGUCGAUGAUUCAGCCAAUGAGGAUGCUAACCGCUAUGUCUGUGUGGAAGGGAGAUUUUUUAUCACAACCAUAUACCCUUAUUGUGGAUGUUCAUCUCAAGAGCGAAAGCCUUUUGACACCGCUCGGACACACACGAAAGACGCUUAG